AUGGGUUGUGGAGCCAGCCAGCAGGUGCUAACGGACGAUCCGGACAUAGACCCAAUCGACGUCCCUGACUUUGUGAAAGGGUAUAAAUCUCCUUCACCUCCCAAGUGGAAGAAGAGAGAUGUGUUCGACGUAACAAACAGCAAAAACCUUGACAGCCGAGCAAGUCAGGUUACCGUCACGGACAACACCACAUUUGAAGCACUAGCUUCUGACCUGACUAGUGGCCUGAGCACUGACCUGGAGAGAGUCCGAGCCCUGUUCAUCUGGGUGGGCCACCAGGACUUCGACCAACAGUUCUACCCGGGAGUGACCGAUGGUCGGACACCACGUGGAUAUAUGAAACUGAUGAAGCUGAAGAAAGGGUCAUAUGCCUCCUUCUUUGCCCUUUUGUGUCGAGCUGCAAAACUACCAUGUGUCAUAGUCAAGGGUCAUGUCAAAAGCCUGGGCUAUGAGGUUGGCGAUCAGGACGUCAGUAGAUUGAUGGCAACCUGGAACAUCGUCUACGUUGACGGGUCGUGGCAAAUUGUCCACCCAAUGUGGGCCUUCACGGGAGUUAUCGGUCAUGACAGUGGGAAAUGGGUCAAAAUAGAGGCUGAUGGCAAAGGGACAAGGGAGAGAGCUCAAGCCAGACAAGGAAUAAACAUAAGGAGGAUAGGGGAAGAUUUCUUUCUGCCACAUCCCGACGAGUUUGUCUAUACUUGUAUGGCGGAGAAACGAGAAUGGCAGCUUAUCAAAGACACGUGGGACCUUCAUAGAUUUUGCAACGUGCCUCGUUUUCAGUUCAGGUACUUCACAUCAGGCUACAAACUCAUACGCGAACACAAAUCUAUUCUUCUGUCUGAAAAUGGAAAAUGCGAGCUGGAAUUUGAGCAAACGAAAGACACGAAAUCACAUCUUGCAUACGACCUGUAUUUUGAUGAAGAACAGUCAAAAGAUAAAUUGCCAGACGGAAUUGAACUGCCACGAUGUGUUUUCCUGGAAACUAACGGAAAACACGUUAGACUUGUUGUACGAUUCCACGUGGCCGGCAUAUAUAAACUGUCUAUCAAGUACAACUUGCUGGGGAUUAUUGCUGUACCCAUCGCGGCCUUCAAACUGGUGGUGAACGAAAGGGCGGAAAACAAAAACAUGUUUCCAAUAAAUCCUCCCAUUGGAUUUGGUUUUGGUCAAACAGCCAAGGUUAAUGGUUUAGAGGCUCCUUCACACAAAUCCGGGGUGGUUGUGAUGCAGAGGCGCACGAUUAAGACAUUCAGCUUCCAGAUGACGACGAGGAUGCAGGUUGUCGCCCGGCUGCGCCACAACAACUUGCAGUCAGAGGAACUGGAUCAAUAUGUGGAUCAGGAAGUCAAGGACAAGAACGUUAAGAUCCAUGUGACGAUGCCAGAGGACGGAGACAAUGAGGAGUAUGCUCUUCAGAUUUACACAGGGGAAGAGAAGAAAGACAACAACGUCGUCAACUACUUGCUGACGAGUCGGAAAGAGGAUUUCGAGAAGAUUCAAGAGGACAAAGUUCGGAAGAACCUGCAGAUCGCCCUUGGAGGCCACAAGAUCAGCACCCUGCAGAAAGCAAUCAAAGAGUUUGAAGUAGCUAAACUCAAAGACACAAGUGGGGAUCUGAGGAAAGCAAAGCUUAAGUUGGACAAACUUAGGAAACAACGAAUAAAGGAAGAGGAGAUCAACUCACUUAAACGAAAUUUGAAGAAGGCACUGAAACAACGCAGCCUGGCAGAUUUGGAGAAGGCGAUUGCCGCCGCGGACGGGUCAGGUUAUCCCGACCUACAGGAACUGUUGUUGAUAGCCAGGGCAAUGGUGGCGGACUUGGAGCAGGAGGCUGUUGAGAAGGAAAUGACCAAGAAGAACCUAAAGAGGCUAGAGUCUUCCCUGAAUAGUAUUGAAGCCAGCGCUAUUGAAGACGAACUCCAGAACUCCCAGGUUAUUCAGAAAGCUCACAGAUUCCUCCAGCAACAGAAACGACUUGAACGGUUCCUGAGUCCAAUCCUGGCCAUGAAGAACGGAACUGUUGCUGAGAUCCACGGCUACAAGGACACUAACCCACUGAUCGUGGACGUAAUGAAAGCCACGUUCAUAACACUGGGACACCGUCAGAAUGAACUGGAGAGUUGGAGUGCGAUUCAAAAGCAACUUAUUCCAAGUUUCCAAAUAAUUACACGGAUUAAAUCCUUCAACCUGGACAAGCUGCAUGUCCGGACAGCGGACAGAGCCAGGAUGCUGCUUCAGAAGUAUACGAUGGAUGACGUCAGAGAGGUCAGCGCGGGGCUGGCUACUUUCUACAAAUGGAGCAGCAACGUGCUUCAAGAAGCCACGGCGAUCCACGACCAUGACUAG
Haliotis rubra (blacklip abalone) is the source of this 2346-nucleotide messenger RNA. Its product is annotated as hillarin-like. The record is from RefSeq and is a predicted model, not a curated record. The transcript has 9 exons. Bases 1 to 2346 code for a protein of 781 amino acids. Lineage: Eukaryota; Metazoa; Mollusca; Gastropoda; Lepetellida; Haliotidae.